AUGCCUACCAACCGACCGUUCUUCGCCAAUUUCUUCUCAGCCUUUCGAGCCCGUACGAGCCCGGCGUUCCAGGCAAAAUCCAGCUCAACCUACGAUGCCUUGUCGCCCGGUUCGCUUGUGGCAGCCGCACAUGUUUCUACGACCACGGCAACAGUCACCUCGUCAAGUACAAGAACAAUAGCCACAAAAGGUCCGGGAGAAGCCUCAACCCCCUCAUCGCAGCAAGUGCAGUCCAAACCCAACUCAACAACACCUCUCCCUUUCUCGUCUAACCCAAGUUCACAUCGAUACGCACCACCUAUGUCCAAGUCGCCAGGGACGAGUUCGCCCGGUCCUCAUGGCACGCAUACAACCACCAAUCUAUCAAUGUCACCUCCCGGCACGUCCACACCGAUGACAAGAGGGCGACAAAGACGUGGCAGCGACAGCUCCAAUGCGUCGGGGGGCUUCAUUGAUGCCGUGGGUCCGGAAAAGUGGUAUAUCGGCGGCCGGAAUGCAGCGGGCGAAGAGACCUUUUACAAACUUGGCUUGGUAACAGGUGGAACAGGAAGAAGAGUUCGCAGCUUAGACCGCUUGAGUCUUUGA
Molecule: messenger RNA, 585 nt
Organism: Fonsecaea nubica
Lineage: Eukaryota; Fungi; Ascomycota; Eurotiomycetes; Chaetothyriales; Herpotrichiellaceae
Exons: 1
Coding region: 1-585 (194 amino acids)
Source: RefSeq, a predicted model, not a curated record